AUGACUCCUGCACGAGGACUGGUCGUGUUGACACUGUUGUGGCUAACCGUCACGAUCUCGGGCCAGGGGCUUGUGCUCUCCGACAGCGAGGACCCAGAGAACGCAAACUUGUCCUUCACCACAGCAGACUACUUCAGGAGGACAAGCCUGAAGGCGAAGAGGAGGAUGGAGCUGUCCUCCAGCGCAGACUCGUCGGACGUGCAAUACAACCUGACCAACUGCACGAGGGAGCAGAACCCCUACUACGUGCCAGUGACCCAGGAGGACGAGCCGCUGCGGAGCUUCGUCAGGGAGAGCGACGAGUGGAUGCAUUUGUUUCACUCCAUGGGGCCAUACAAAAACAUCCUGUCCGUCAGGUUCGUCAAGGAAGUCCUGCGCCGCUAUGGAUGCCGCUGUGCUGAUCGGUACACGCUCAAGUUUGCGGGGUUCCUCGCGGAUGUCUUCACCUACCAGCUGGUCGACAGCAUCACGGACUGGGCGUACCUCCGACUGGAAGCAGAGGAGGAGGAGAAGGCCGAGAUGGAUCCAAAGUACAGGCGGCAGAGCGUGAAGAAGGAAGAGAUAGAUGACGACGAUGACGACGAGGAGAUGAAUGAGGAAGAGAAGAUGGAGAACGAGUUGAGUCAGAGGAUGCGGAAUUUACCUCGAAGGAGGGAACUGGAUGCAGCCGGUCCUAUCGACCUUGAUGCCGCCAAUCGAACGAAACUUGGGCAUGUAGACCCUGAAGCUCUCCAGGAGAUGACGUCAUUCUCCAAGAGAUUGUUUCAGAGUCGUAAGGCCAAUCAGAAGGAAGAAUCUUCAAGCUUGGAGAUCAGCAAAGGAGAGGGCUCGGAGGAAGGGGAAGCAGACAAGGCCCAGGAAGAGGGAAUGCAGCAGGACCAGAGGGAGGAAGAGAGCUCCUCGUACAUCGAUCAGCUGGUGGAAGCAAACCUCCCCGAUCUAGACUACACCCCCCUCUUGGACACCGACCCGGAUGUGCAUGUGGAUGGGUACUACCCCGUCACCAAGUACCUGUCGGAUAGCUUCGAAGAGCCUGAGGCGGUCUCGGCGAUCGGGACGGAGUAUCAGGCGGAAGUCCUCGGUUCAAACGCGCCCAACUAUCCGCUUGGGGGAGCAGGAGCACCGGGAGCAGGCUUCCCGUCACAGCAGUCUGCUUCCCCAGUGCCUGGAGCAUACUCGGGCAGUAACCAGCCCUACUAUGCUCAACCAGGAUACCAGAUCCGAAGACCUGGCCCUGUCCCUGGCUCCCCAUACAACUACGGGAAUCAACCCCAGUACGCGACUUAUCCUCCUCGUCCCAUGCCUCCUGGUGUAGUCCCAGCAGCUUAUCCGCCUCAGGCGUACCCGCCGCGGGUACCAGCCAUGGCUCCUUACCUUCAACAGGCUUAUCGCAGCAUGAAUGCUCCUCCGCCUCCUAUGUACUCUCAACAACAGUAUCCUCAGACUUUCCCGCCCAUGGCGCAACAAGCUCGGUAUGGUAUGCCUCCCUCCCAGCCGUCUCAGCCUCCCAUGAUGCCCGGCCAGCGCGUAGUCCCCUUGCCCCCGGGACCCGCGAGCGGACCAGGACAAAGCCCGCAGGCAGGAAGACCUCCGGGAGUGCCGCCAGGGUAUGGAAACUAUGGCAACAAGCCACCGUGA
Molecule: messenger RNA, 1638 nt
Organism: Guillardia theta CCMP2712
Lineage: Eukaryota; Cryptophyceae; Pyrenomonadales; Geminigeraceae
Exons: 11
Coding region: 1-1638 (545 amino acids)
Source: RefSeq, a predicted model, not a curated record